CCGCCGCGCCGGGCGCCGAUGGCGGGCGCGGUGUCGGCGCUCUUCCUGCUCGACAUCAAGGGCCGCGUCCUCGUCUGGCGCGAUUUCCGCGGCGACGUCACCGCCAUCCAGGCCGAGCGUUUCUUCACCAAGCUCCUUGACAAGGAGGGCGAUGCGGAGGCCUACUCGCCGGUGGUCUACGACGACGCGGGAGUCACCUACAUGUUUAUACAGCAUAACAAUGUCUUCCUCCUCACCGCCUCCCGCCAAAACUGCAACGCCGCCAGCAUUCUCCUCUUCCUCCACCGCGUUGUCGAUGUGUUCAAGCACUAUUUCGAGGAACUGGAGGAGGAAUCACUGAGAGAUAACUUUGUCGUCGUGUAUGAAUUGCUUGAUGAGAUGAUGGAUUUUGGGUACCCACAAUACACAGAGGCAAAGAUCUUGAGCGAGUUCAUCAAGACAGACGCUUACAAGAUGGAGGUCUCACAGAGGCCACCGAUGGCCGUAACGAAUGCUGUCUCGUGGCGGAGUGAGGGGAUUCGGUACAAAAAGAACGAAGUAUUCUUGGAUGUAGUGGAGAGCGUUAACAUUCUUGUUAAUAGCAAUGGGCAGAUUGUGAGAUCAGACGUUGUUGGCGCACUGAAAAUGCGGACAUAUUUGAGUGGAAUGCCCGAGUGCAAACUUGGGUUGAAUGACAAAGUUCUUUUGGAGGCUCAGGGUCGAGCAACUAAAGGGAAGGCAAUAGAUCUUGAUGAUAUCAAAUUUCAUCAGUGUGUACGAUUGACCAGAUUCGAGAAUGAUAGGACUAUAUCAUUCAUACCUCCAGACGGAUCUUUCGAUCUAAUGACAUACAGGCUCAACACUCAGGUGAAACCUCUUAUCUGGGUGGAAGCGCAAGUUGAAAAACAUUCAAGAAGCCGGAUAGAAUUCAUGGUUAAGGCAAGAAGUCAGUUUAAGGAAAGAAGCACAGCAACAAAUGUUGAAAUUGAAGUGCCUGUUCCUUCAGAUGCCACAAACCCAAAUAUAAGAACUUCAAUGGGUUCUGCUGCAUAUGCCCCUGAGCGAGAUGCAAUGGUCUGGAAAAUAAAAUCAUUCCCUGGUGGCAAAGAGUACAUGUGCAGAGCAGAAUUUAGUCUACCAAGUAUAACUGCAGAAGAAGCGGUCCCUGAAAAGAAGGCACCAAUACGAGUGAAAUUUGAGAUACCAUAUUUCACUGUAUCGGGUAUUCAGGUUCGAUAUCUAAAGAUCAUUGAAAAGAGUGGGUACCAGGCGCUUCCCUGGGUUAGAUACAUUACAAUGGCUGGUGAAUACGAACUGAGACUUCUCUGAAUUUUCUCUGGCCUGUCCACUAGAAGAUAUCAAUGAGAGGCUCUGGGGAUACAUAGUUCUUGCUCGUUACAGCGUAUAGAUGGCAUUGGGAAAUGGACAUGGAAGUCUUAUCCCAAGAAGCUCUACCGUGCAAGGUUUUUUUGGUGGCUUGUUCAUCCUGGUUACUGUAAGUUACACAUCAAGUACAGUUUUGAAGAAACAAACACUGUUUUCCUCUUGAGUUAACUUGUAUCAUUAUUGAUUUAUUAUUUUUGGUGCUAAACUUGUUAUUUAUUCCCUUUUGUACUACACAAAAAUCUCGAGCUGAUUUGAGAUGAAUGAAAUGAAUACUCGUGAAACAGUAAUGUUUUUGAA
Molecule: messenger RNA, 1662 nt
Organism: Lolium rigidum
Lineage: Eukaryota; Viridiplantae; Streptophyta; Magnoliopsida; Poales; Poaceae
Product: AP-1 complex subunit mu-2
Exons: 11
Coding region: 19-1308 (429 amino acids)
Biological process (GO): vesicle-mediated transport; intracellular protein transport
Cellular component (GO): cytoplasmic vesicle; clathrin adaptor complex
Source: RefSeq, a predicted model, not a curated record